GCAAUUUAUCGGCCUUGACUUUUAAUCCCGGGCUAUCCCAGUUUGUACCGACUGAAUGAGCGGGAGCGACAUGAAUGUGCUGCUAUCAGAUAUCCUUUGACAGCCAUGCAUGCUUGUUCUCAGUCCCGUGCGUCACAGCUGCAUUUAGACACGCCCCUUCCAAGCGCUUGUUGAAUAGGAAUGACAAGGAAACAUGACAAGCGCUGGAGAGGAAUCUCAUAUACUGUUAUAACCGCACUCGUGCUCGCAUACCUUUACAUCGCUACGCCAAUUGAAUGCCGCUGUAAAUCUGAACGGAGCCACGGGGAAAACCGCUUGGGACCCAGCCAAAAAUUACAACUGAAAGCAGAAACCCAGCCCUGCUUCGAUUACGCACCGAGAGAGGGAGCACGCUGAUAGUGACAGCGGCACCUCAACAACUCAUCUGCGAUCGACCGGGCGAUACUCGAUCCGUCUUCUCUCGUGCAGCCUCAGAGGAUGUAGAGCUCGGCCUGCAGUCUCUGGCAUGUUCGUUUUCACGGGACUCGACGCAUGUGGCUCGUUUGAACAGGCAAUGCCUUCCUUACGCGUUUUGUGGCGCAAACUACAACAACCGCACGCGUACGCCAGCGAUUCGUUGUUUUACUUGUCUAUACGUGUGUUGAUAGUUUAAAAUGCCUAGGUUUUUGAUUUAAAUACUUUUGCACGGACGGAAAAUAGCGUAUUUGGCUGGGAGGAGCAAUAAGGAGCUCUGUCUACUCUUCCACGGCAGUAUCACGGAGGGUUAUUUUGAUGGAGCUGGAGAAUAUUGUUGCAAACACGGUACUCCUGAAGGCAAGAGAGGGUGGAGGAGGAAAACGGAAAGGAAGAAGUAAAAAAUGGAGGGAGAUCCUUCGUUUUCCUCAUAUCAGUCAGUGCACAGAAUUGAGCAAAACCAUUGAGCGGGACUACUUCAGUCUGUGUAACAAGCAGCCCAUCGGGGGACUUCUGUUCCGCCUCUACUGUGAGACGCGACCAGAGCUGCAGCGAUGCAUCCAACUCCUGGAUGCCAUGGAGGACUAUGAGGUGGCACCCGAUGAGAAGAGGAAGAGUCGAGGAGAUGAGAUCAUCAAAAAGUUUCUCACCAAGCAGUCCUCUGAGUGUGUAGAUGUAGCUGAAAGUCUGGCAGAAAGUUGCAGAGAAAAUCUAGAACUGAGUCCCUGCAAAGAGAUCUUCAGUGACUGUCGCAAAGCUCUUCAUGACUACUUAAGUGGUGCUCCUUUUGCUGACUAUCAGAACAGCAUGUACUUCGACCGCUUCCUCCAAUGGAAAAUGCUGGAAAGACAACCGAUCACAAAAGACACGUUUCGGCAGUAUAGAGUUCUGGGGAAAGGAGGCUUUGGAGAGGUGUGUGCGUGCCAGGUGAGAGCCACGGGUAAAAUGUAUGCCUGUAAAAAGCUGGAGAAGAAAAGGAUAAAGAAGAGGAAGGGGGAGGCCAUGGCUCUAAAUGAGAAACAGAUUCUGGAGAAGGUCAACAGCAGGUUUGUGGUUAGUUUAGCAUACGCGUAUGAGACCAAAGAUGCCCUGUGUCUGGUGCUGACCAUAAUGAACGGUGGUGAUCUGAAGUUUCACAUCUAUAACAUGGGAACCCCAGGCUUCGAGAAGGAGCGUGUACAGUUCUACGGUGCUGAGAUCUGCUGCGGUCUCGAGCACCUGCACAGAGAGUCUAUCGUCUACAGGGAUUUAAAACCAGAGAAUAUACUUUUAGAUGAUAAUGGUCAUAUCAGGAUCUCAGACCUGGGGCUGGCCAUAAAAGUGCCUGAUGGAGAACAGAUCCGUGGCCGAGUGGGGACUGUGGGCUACAUGGCUCCAGAGGUGAUCAAUAACGAGCGCUACAGCAUGAGUCCGGACUGGUGGGGAUUGGGUUGUCUGAUCUAUGAGAUGACCGCCGGCCGAUCACCUUUCCGCGCUCGCAAAGAACGAGUGAAGAGAGAAGAGGUGGAGAAGAGGGUGCAGGAGGAAGAGGAGGAGUACAGCGACAAGUUUACAGAAGACACCAAAGCCAUCUGCAGGAUGCUGUUAGCCAAAGAUCCCAAGCAGAGGCUCGGCUGCCUGGCGGACGGAGCUGCUGGAGUCAAAGCCCACCCCUUCUUCAAGAACAUCAACUUCAAGAGGCUGGAGGCCGGCAUUCUGGAGCCUUCCUUUGUGCCUGAUCCCAGGGCGGUCUACUGUAAGGAUGUUCUGGAUAUUGAGCAGUUCUCCACCGUUAAGGGUGUCAACCUGGACCAAACAGACAACGAUUUCUACACCAAGUUUGCCACUGGCAGCGUCUCCAUCCCAUGGCAAAAUGAGAUGAUCGAGACUGAGUGCUUCAGUGACCUUAACGUAUUCGGGCCUCAGGGGACGCGGCCCCCUGACCUGGAUUGGAACCAGCCUCCCGAGCCUCCUCGGCGUAGCCUGCUGGACAGGAUCUUUAGGAGACAUGUGAGGAUCUCCUCCACCUCCACCACAGAGGAACACAAUAGUUAACUACAGACCAGCAUCCAGAGGCGACCAUCGCUCAAAGCCGGGUCUCGUCUUCCAGCGUCAACUCCGUUGACUCCAUGUCAAACUCUGCUCCCUAGUGGACAGACUGCUGCGGGACUACAGGAAACAAAAGCGAGUGAACAACAAAGAGAGGAAAGAAUGAGACUUUUCCUGCCCUUUAAGACCGGUCACAGAGCGUGAAAGAGUCCGUUUCCCUUGCCUUGGCCCUCACUAUCCAUCCACGGCCUGCCGAGAGGACAGGAGACAAAACAAGCUUUCGUUUAUAGACCUUUAUUUAUCCGUUGUGACAGAAAGGAGAACAUUUAUUCCUUCACCUCAUGCUCCCUCAGGAUUGCUGGAACAGUAAAGAGCCACUGACAAUGACAGAAUAUUAACUCAUAUUAUUCAGGGGAUUUUCUCGACACAGAAAGGCCUCCACAGGGAACGGGAAGGGGGCUUUUUAAAUGUUCUUUUGCAAAGGAAAGCUAAUAUAGUGACUACGCAUGCACUCACAAACACACACAACUUUCUUGUUUCCUCUCCAUCCCCCACACAAUACCUAUCUACCCUAACCCCUUUUUUUCUUUCCGUCUACACGUAACACCUCCAACCUCAACCCAAAAUGUGCAUUGCCUUGCAUACUCUCAGGCCAAAAACGGCGCUUAUGAAAAGAAGACAUGUAUUUGAGCAGCCGUUGUCAUAUUUCGCUUCAGAGAGUGACGAAAG
This is a messenger RNA of Carassius carassius (crucian carp), 3210 nucleotides long. RefSeq names its product G protein-coupled receptor kinase 5-like. Bases 772 to 2487 code for a protein of 571 amino acids. NCBI's taxonomy places the organism in Eukaryota, Metazoa, Chordata, Actinopteri, Cypriniformes, Cyprinidae. The transcript has 16 exons. The record is from RefSeq and is a predicted model, not a curated record. Gene Ontology annotation, biological process: signal transduction; protein phosphorylation; regulation of signal transduction. Gene Ontology annotation, cellular component: cytoplasm. Gene Ontology annotation, molecular function: G protein-coupled receptor kinase activity; ATP binding.